Molecule: messenger RNA, 1578 nt
Organism: Diaporthe citri
Lineage: Eukaryota; Fungi; Ascomycota; Sordariomycetes; Diaporthales; Diaporthaceae
Exons: 2
Coding region: 1-1578 (525 amino acids)
Biological process (GO): pentose-phosphate shunt; pentose-phosphate shunt, oxidative branch
Cellular component (GO): cytosol
Molecular function (GO): NADP binding; phosphogluconate dehydrogenase (decarboxylating) activity
Source: RefSeq, a predicted model, not a curated record
AUGGAGGUCAAGAAGCUGGGAAUGAUAGGCGCAGGGAGCAUGGGCGGCAUGAUGACGCUCCUGUGCGCAGAGCACGGUAUCGAGGUGCACAUGUUCGACCCCUCGGCCGACAACGUGAACCGCGUCCUCUCACAGGCCAAGCAGGCCGGUCUCGACUUUAGGACUUUCUAUCAGAAGGACUACGAGUCCUUGUGCAAGGCGCUACCGUCAGAUUCCGCCAAGGUUUUCAUCCUCAGCGUGCCGCACGGUUCCGUCGGCGACAAGACCAUCGACGGGCUCGAGCCGUUCCUGAGGCCCGGAGACGUGAUCCUGGACGCGUCCAACGAGAAGUGGAGCAGCACGGAGCGUAGGCAGGAGAGGCUCCGGCCCAAGGGGGUGCACUUCGUCGGCAUGGGAGUCAGCGGCGGGUACCAGGCGGCGCGCCACGGGCCGUCCAUCUCGCCCGGCGCCAGCUCGCCGGAAGCCUGGGAGGCGGUGUGGCCGCUUCUAACGAGGCUGGCGGCCAAGGACAGGUCGGGCAGGCCGUGCACGGCGAAGCUGGGCCCGGGAGGGUGCGGGCACUACGUCAAGAUGGUGCACAACGGCAUCGAGCACGGCAUGAUGACGGCGCUGUGCGAGGUGUGGGGCAUCAUGGGCCGGUGCUUCGGCUGGUCGCACGACGAGGUGGCGGGCGUGCUGGGACGGUGGAACACGGACGCCGACAGCCCGCUGCGGCACAACUUCCUCGUCGAGAUCGGCGCCGAGAUCUGCCGGACGAGGGACCCGGAGGAUCAAAGCAAGUUCGUGCUGGACGACAUCCGCGACAAGGUGGUGCAGGACGUGUGCGAGGAGGAAGGGACCGGCACCUGGACCGUCGAAGAGGCUGCCCGGCUACAUGUGCCGACCCCCAGCAUCACGGCGAGUCACAUGUUCCGCGUGCAGUCGGCCUACGCACGCCGGAGGGAGGCCGCGCACAACACCUUCCACAAGACAGGCGACGCCGCCACCUCGCCUCACGCGAGCCCGGCCCAGGCCCAGACGGCCGAGGGCAAGCUCAUGGCGGCCGGGUGGCUGCGCGACGCCACGUACGCGACCUUCCUGCUGUGCUUCGUGCAGGGGAUGCACCUGAUCGCGGCGGCCGACGACGAGCACGGCUGGGGGCUGGAAUACUCGGACGUGAUGCAGCUGUGGCGCGGCGGGUGCAUCAUCCAGUCGGACGCCAUCGUCGACCUGCUGGACGGCGUGUACAAGUCCGGCCAGGCCGACAAGCACAACCUGCUGGCGCACCCGACCAUCGCUGGCGAGCUGGGCAAGGUGACGGCGUCGUUCCGCGAGCUGGUCGUCGACGCCGUCAGGCUGGACGCGUACGUCCCCGCCCUCAGCGCCAGCCUCGAGUACCUCAAGUACUCGGUGUCGACGGACCUGCCUACCAGCUUCCAGGAGGCGCAGCUGGACUUCUUUGGGAACCACAUGUAUGACCUCAAGAGCGAGGGGCCUGGCGAGUCGGUGGUGGGGAAGCAUCACUAUGAGUGGAGGCCUGCGAGGGGCCUCAAGGAGAUGGAGGAGGCGUUUCAGAAGGAGAAGCAGGAGAAGCUUUGA